This is a messenger RNA of Colletotrichum lupini, 222 nucleotides long. RefSeq names its product zinc knuckle. The transcript has a single exon. NCBI's taxonomy places the organism in Eukaryota, Fungi, Ascomycota, Sordariomycetes, Glomerellales, Glomerellaceae. The record is from RefSeq and is a predicted model, not a curated record. The annotation marks the transcript as partial.
UACUUUAAAAAGUCUACUACGGUAAUACUUAGGAAGCUAGGUAAAAAUAACUAUAUAGUACCUAAAGUAUAUAGGCUGAUAGCCCUCUUUAAUAUAGUAAAUAAGAUUAUAAAUACUAUUAUAGUAAAAAAACUAAGCUACCUCGCUAAAACAUAUAGACUACUACUAAAUAGCUAUAUAAGUAAAAAAAGACGUCGGUUAAUAGAAUACGUACUAUACUAA